AUGGAAAAUUUUACGAAACGGUCCAAGGCUGUGCUGUGGGAAGUGAGAACUGACAGUGCAUCAGCUGACCAGGACAAUUUAAAAUACUCUUCAUCCAGAGAUCGGGGCAGUUCUGCCUCCUAUGGAUUACAACCCUCAAAUUCAGCUGUGGUGUCUCGGCAAAGACACGAUGAUAUCAGAGUCCACACUGACAUACAGAAUGAAGAAAAAGGUGGCUACAGUGUCAAUGGAGGAUCUGGGGAAAAUACUUAUGGUCGGAAGUCGUUGGGGCAAGAGCUGAGAGUUAACAAUGUGACCAAUCCUGAUUUUACCAGUGUUCCACAUGGGAAUCGUGCUUUAGCCACAAAAGACAUGAGGAAAUCACAAGAGCGAUCGUUGUCUUAUUCUGACGAGUCUCGACUGUCAAAUCUUCUUCGGAGGAUUACUCGGGAAGACGACAGAGACCGAAGACUGGCGACUGUAAAGCAACUGAAAGAAUUCAUUCAGCAAUCAGAAAACAAACCGGUACUAGUUAAACAACUGGAUAAUAUCCUGACUGCCAUUCAUGAUGUACUCAAUGAAAGUAGCAAAUUGCUUCAAGAACUGAGACAGGAAGGAGCUUGCUGUCUUGGCCUUCUUUGUGCUUCUCUGAGCUAUGAGGCUGAGAAGAUCUUUAAAUGGAUUUUUAGCAAAUUCAGUUCAUCCACAAAAGAUGAAGUUAAACUUCUUUAUUUGUGUGCAACCUACAAAGCACUAGAGACUGUAGGAGAAAAGAAAGCAUUUUCAUCUUUAAUGCAGCUUGUAAUGACCAGCCUGCAGACCAUUCUAGAAAAUGUUGAUACACCGGAGUUACUGUGCAAAUGUGUCAAGUGCAUCCUUCUGGUGUCUCGAUGCUACCCGCACAUUUUCAGCACCAAUUUUAGGGACACAGUGGACAUACUGGUUGGAUGGCACAUAGAUCACACUCAGAAACCUUCCUUGACACAGCAGGUGUCUGGAUGGCUGCAGAGCUUGGAGCCCUUUUGGGUGGCUGAUCUUACUUUUUCUACCACACUCUUGGGUCAGUUCUUGGAAGAUAUGGAAGCUUAUGCUGAGGACCUCAGCCAUGUGGCUUCUGGGGAGUCAGUAGAUGAAGAUAUUCCUCCUCCCUCAGUGUCACUGCCCAAACUGGCUGCACUUCUUCGGGUGUUCAGUACUGUGGUGAGGAGCAUUGGGGAGCGCUUCAGCCCCAUCAGAGGACCACCAAUUACAGAAGCAUAUGUAACUGAUGUGCUGUACAGAGUAAUGAGAUGUGUGACUGCAGCAAACCAAGUGUUCUUUUCUGAAGCUGUACUUACAGCUGCCAAUGAGUGUGUUGGGGUUUUACUUGGCAGCCUAGAUCCAAGCAUGACCAUACACUGCGACAUGGUCAUCACAUAUGGAUUAGAUCAAAUGGAGAGUUGUCAGACUUGUUGCACUGAUUAUGUCAUUUCAGUCCUGAAUCUGUUGACACUGAUUGUUGAACAAAUAAAUACAAAACUACCAUCAUCAUUUGUAGAGAAAUUAUUUAUACCAGAGUCUAAACUACUUGUUCUUCGUUAUCAUAAGGAGAGAGAGGUUGUUGCAGCAGCCCUUGCUGUGUACCAAGCUGUAUUGAGCCUGAAGAACAUUCCUGUUUUGGAGACUGCUUACAGGUUGAUUCUGGGAGAAAUGACCUGUGCUCUAAAUAGUCUUCUCUAUAGUUUACAUCUUCCUGAGGCCUGUUCUGAAAUCCAGCAUGACUCGUUCAAGAAGCUUAUAUCCAAUGUGGAUAAUGCAAAAUUUGUUGUUAUAUUUGACCUCAGUGCUCUAAGUACUAUUGGAAAUGCUAAGAACUCAUUAAUUGGGAUGUGGGCCCUUUCGCCAACUGUGUUUGCACUGCUGAGUAAAAAUCUGAUGAUUGUUCAUGGUGACAUAGCAGUUCACUUUCCUGCUGUCCAGUAUGCAGUACUCUAUACAUUGUAUUCACACUGCUCCAGGCACGACCAUUUCAUUUCCAGUAGCCUCAGUUCUUCCUCUCCCUCUCUGUUUGAUGGAGCAGUUAUAAGUACUGUAACCACAGCAACAAAAAAACAUUUCUCAAUCAUACUAAACCUUUUGGGACUACUGCUUAAGAAGGAUAACCUUACUCAAGAUACCAGGAAACUACUUACAACGUGGGCUUUGGAAGUGGCUCUUCUGAUGAAAAAAUCAGAAACCUAUGCACCGUUAUUUUCUCUCCCAUCUUUUCAUAAGUUCUGUAAAGGACUUUUAGCUAACACACUUCUGGAAGAUGUCAACAUUUGUCUUCAAGCAUGUAGUAGCCUCCAUGCCCUGUCUUCCUCCCUUCCAGAUGACCUUUUACAAAGGUGUGUUGAUGUGUGCCGUGUCCAACUGGUGCACAGUGGUGCUCGUGUAAGGCAAACGUUUGGAAAACUUCUGAAGUCAAUUCCUUUAGAUGUUGUGUUGAGUAACCGUACCCACACAGAAAUACAAGAAAUUUCUUUGGCUAUAAGAAGUCAUAUGAGCAAAGCUCCAAGUAACACAUUCCACCCGCAGGAUUUCUCUGAUGUCAUUAGUUUUAUUUUGUAUGGAAACUCUCACCGAACUGGGAAGGAUAAUUGGUUAGAAAGGUUAUUCUAUAGCUGUCAAAGAAUAGAUAAGAGAGAUCAGCCAACCAUCCCUCGGAACCUGCUGAAGACUGAUGCUGUGCUCUGGCAAUGGGCUGUUUGGGAAGCAGCUCAGUUCACUGUGCUGUCAAAGCUACGAACUCCUCUGGGCAGAGCCCAAGAUACGUUUCAGACAAUUGAAGGUAUUAUUAGGAGCCUUGCAGCACAUACAUUAAACCCUGAUCAGGAUGUUAGCCAGUGGACUACUGCAGACAACGACGAAGGGCACAGUAGCAACCAGCUCAGGCUUGUCCUCCUCCUGCAGUAUCUGGAGAACUUGGAAAAAUUGAUGUACAAUGCAUAUGAAGGAUGUGCCAAUGCCCUUACCUCUCCCCCCAAGGUUAUCAGGACAUUCUUUUAUACCAAUCGUCAGACCUGCCAAGAUUGGCUGACACGGAUUAGACUUUCCAUCAUGAGAGUGGGAUUGCUGGCUGGGCAGCCUGCUGUGACAGUCAGGCAUGGAUUUGAUUUACUCACAGAAAUGAAAACUAAUAAUAGUAUCUCUCAGGGAAAUGAAUUGGAAGUGACAAUUAUGAUGCUGGUAGAAGCAUUAUGUGAGCUUCACUGUCCUGAAGCUAUUCAGGGUAUUGCUGUCUGGUCCUCUGCUGUAGUUGGGAAGAGUCUCUCCUGGAUCAAUUCUGUAGCUCAGCAAGCAGAAGGGAGGUUUGAAAAAGCAACUGCAGAGUACCAGGAGCACCUCUGCUCCAUGACUGGAGUGGAUUGCUGCAUCACAGGCUUUGACAAGAGUGUGCUGAAGUUGGCCAAUUCAAACAGUGUGAAUAAUGCCAGCCCAAAGCAUUCCUUGAAUGGAGAAACUAGAAAAACUGUUCUGACUAAGCCAAGUGACUCUUCACCUGAAGUUAUAAACUACUUGGGAAACAAAGCCUGUGAAUGUUACAUUUCCAUUGCGGACUGGGCUGCUGUUCAGGAGUGGCAGAACAUGGUCCAUGAACUGAAGAAAAGCAACAGUAAUACCUCAAUCAAUCUGAAAGCAGAUUUUAACUACAUAAAAUCUUUGAGCAGCUUUGAGUCUGGAGAACUUACUGAAUGCACUGAACAACUGGAAUUACUACCAGGAGAAAAUAUCAACUUGCUUGCAGGGGGAUCCAAAGAAAAAAUAGACAUGAAGAAGCUCCUUCCUAAUAUGCUAAGUCCUGAUCCAAGAGAACUUCAGAAAGCAGUGGAAGUACAGCUUUUGAGAAGUUCAGUAUGUCUGGCAACAGCUGUGAACCACAUAGACCAGGAGCAAAAGUGGCAGUCAAUAUCUGAAAAUCUGAUUAAGUACUUAAAGCAAACCUCACGAAUUGCUAUUGGACCUUUGAGACUUUCCACACUCACUGUGUCUCAGUCGUUACCUGUGUUGAGCACUCUGCAGUUGUAUUGUUCUUCUGCUUUGGAAAACACUGUGUGCAACAGGCUGACAUCAGAGGACUGUCUUGUACCUCUCUUCAAUGAUGCUUUGAGGUCCUGCAAGCAGCAUGAUGUGAGGCCGUGGAUGCAUGCACUGAGGUACACAGUGUACCAGAAUCAACUGAUGGAAAAGCUUAAAGAACCAACAGUCCCAAUUAAAAGCCAUCUGAUGGAACUGGGCUUAACUGCAGCAAAAUUUGCACGGAAGCGAGGAAACAUCGCCCUAGCUACACGGCUGCUUGCCCAGUGCAGUGAAGUUCAGCUAGGAAAAACCACCACUGCACAGGACUUAGUCCAGCACUUUAAAAAAUUGUCUGUACCAGGUCAGAUAGAUGAAAAAUGGGGUCCUGAACUUGAUAUUGAGAAGACAAAAUUGCUAUACACAGCAGGUCAGUCAACACAUGCCAUGGAAAUGCUGAGUUCUUGUGCCAUAUCUUUCUGCAAAUCUGCCAAAGCUGAGUAUGCAGUUGCUAAAUCUAUUCUCACACUGGCUAAGUGGAUUCAAGCAGAAUGGAAAGAGAUUUCAGGACAGUUGAAACAAGUAUACAGAGCUCGACAGCAGGAGAAUCACACUGGUCUGUCUACCUUGUCUAAAAACAUAUAUAAUUUGAUUGAUCUCCCAGCUGUUAAUAACCUAGAAGAAGAAUAUCCUAGGAUUGAAAGUGAAUCUACAGUAAACAUUGGAGUUGGAGAACCUGACUUCAUCUUGGGCCAGCUGUACCACUUGUCUUCAGUGCAGGCACCUGAAGUAGCCAAGUCCUGGGCAGCCCUGGCCAGCUGGGCUUACAGAUGGGGCCGGAAGGUAGUUGAUAAUGCCAGUCAGGGAGAAGGUGUUCGUCUGCUGCCCCGGGAAAAAUCUGAGGUUCAGAACUUGCUUCCAGACAACAUUGCAGAGGAAGAUAAAGAGAAAAUUUAUGGGAUCCUUGGGCAGGCAGUGUGUCGUCCAGCUGGGAUUCAGGAUGAAGAUAUGACUCUCCAAAUCACUGAAAAUGAGGACAAUGAAGAAGAUGAUAUGGUGGAUGUGAUAUGGCGUCAAUUAUUAACAAGUUGUCCCUGGCUUUCAGACCUUGAUGAAAAUGCAACUGAAGGGUUAAUUAAAGUGUGGAGGAAAGUUGUAGACAGAAUCUUCAGUCUCUAUAAACUCUCCUGUAGUGCAUACUUUACUUUCCUCAAACUCAAUGCUGGCCAGGUUCCACUUGAUGAAGAAGAUCCCAGGCUGCACUUAAGAAGCACCUCUGAGCAAAGCACUGAUGAUGUUAUUGUGAUGGCAACCCUGAGACUGUUACGUUUGCUUGUGAAACAUGCUGGAGAACUUAGGCAGUACCUAGAGCAUGGGCUAGAAACUACACCUACUGCUCCUUGGAGAGGUAUUAUCCCUCAGCUUUUCUCCCGCCUGAACCACCCCGAGGUGUAUGUUAGGCAGAGUAUUUGCAACUUACUGUGUCGAGUGGCUCAAGAUUCUCCUCACCUCAUACUGUAUCCUGCAAUAGUGGGAACCAUUUCCCUGAGCAGUGAAUCCCAGACUUCAGGAAACAAGCUGCCUUCUGCCAUCCCUACUUUGCUGGGUAACAUUCAAGGGCAAGGACUGCUGGGUGGUGAAUGUGAUGGAGGGAGCACCCCAGCUUCCCAAGACAGUAGUAAGGAUGAUACAAAAUCUGGAUUAAAUGAAGAUCAAGCAAUGAUGCAAGAUUGCUACAGCAAAAUUGUGGAGAAACUCUCUGCUGCAAAUCCAACAAUGGUAUUGCAGGUUCAGAUGCUAGUGGCUGAGCUGCGCAGAGUUACAGUUCUUUGGGAUGAGCUUUGGUUGGGAGUUCUACUGCAGCAGCACAUGUAUGUCCUCAGAAGGAUUCAACAACUGGAAGAUGAAGUAAAGAGGGUCCAAAACAACAACACUUUACGGAAGGAGGAGAAAAUAGCCAUCAUGCGUGAAAAGCACACAGCUCUGAUGAAGCCCAUUGUGUUUGCUUUGGAACAUGUGCGGAGCAUCACUGCAGCUCCUGCAGAAACUCCUCAUGAGAAGUGGUUUCAGGAUAACUAUGGAGAUGCAAUUGAAAAUGCUCUAGAGAAACUUAAGAACCCUUUGAAUCCUGCCAAACCUGGAAGCAGCUGGCUCCCAUUUAAAGAGGUUAUGCUCAGUUUGCAGCAGAGGGCACAGAAACGUGCUAGUUACCUCUUACGACUUGAAGAAAUCAGCCCUUGGUUGGCUGCCAUGAUGAGCACUGAGAUAGCUCUCCCUGGAGAAGUAUCUACCAGAGACACAGUCACAAUUCACAGUGUGGGCAGCACCAUCACAAUCCUGCCUACCAAAACCAAACCUAAAAAGCUGCUUUUUCUGGGUUCAGAUGGGAAGAACUAUCCCUACCUGUUCAAAGGUUUGGAAGAUUUGCAUCUAGAUGAAAGAAUCAUGCAGUUCUUAUCAAUUGUGAACACCAUGUUUGCCACUAUCAACCGUCAAGAGACGCCGCGGUUCCACGCCAGGCACUACUCCGUGACCCCUCUGGGCACCAGGUCAGGCCUGAUCCAGUGGGUGGAUGGAGCUACACCUCUCUUUGGUCUCUACAAGCGCUGGCAGCAGCGAGAAGCUGCUUUACAAGCACAAAAG
Molecule: messenger RNA, 6657 nt
Organism: Acanthisitta chloris (rifleman)
Lineage: Eukaryota; Metazoa; Chordata; Aves; Passeriformes; Acanthisittidae
Gene: SMG1
Product: SMG1 phosphatidylinositol 3-kinase-related kinase
Exons: 41
Biological process (GO): telomere maintenance; nuclear-transcribed mRNA catabolic process, nonsense-mediated decay; DNA damage checkpoint signaling
Cellular component (GO): nucleus
Molecular function (GO): protein serine/threonine kinase activity
Source: RefSeq, a predicted model, not a curated record